AUGCCGCUAACACAAAACCUCUUUCCGAUUCCGUUUCCGUUAAAGCAGCAGCAACAAUGUGUGAAUUGUCCCUUCAAUGAUUGCUCUGUUUCGUUGCUGUAUAAUGGAAUUGAAAUUGUGACAAAUGCAGAGUGUUCUAAUUGUCGCAGACUAUUCUGUGCACAAUGUAAGGUUCCAUGGCAUUCUGGACUCAACUGUCAACAGUUUCAACUAACACAGCUCAAUUCGCGACGCGGCAUUUCAGUCAAGAGAAGGUGUCCAUUUGAAGAAUAUGAUGAGGGUAUGGGGAAGAAGAAAUCCACCACCUGUUUGAUGGAUUGCCCGAAUAAGCAAUGCUGUUUAGAAUUGAAGCUGGAAGAAAACUUGAUGCAGUCUUCUUUAUAUAGGAAAUUUCAACAACAAAAAUUGAAAUGCUCUAUGUAUAUGCGAACUUACGAGGAGGAGAAGAAGAAGGAGAAGGGGAAAUCAGCUGUCAUCGAGUUUGAGACGAGUAACGAGAGUUCGAGUUCUCCGCAGUCACCAAAAUCCUUUUGUGGUUUAUGUUAUGAUUUUGUACCAGAGUCUAAUAUUGUUAGAGGAAGUGCAAAUUGCAAUCACCCUUUUUGUGCUAAUUGUAUAUCGAAUCACGUGGCUGCACAACUAAGCCAGAAUAUAAUGGAGGUUACUUGUCCAAAUUCAAGGUGUUAUGAGGUUCUGAAGCCACAUCAUUUACAACAUAUUUUACCAGAAGAAGUUGUAGUUCGAUGGGCAUUCGAAAGGUUCUCCAUUGCUAGGUGA
Messenger RNA from Vicia villosa (hairy vetch), 777 nucleotides. RefSeq lists its product as uncharacterized. Gene Ontology annotation, biological process: protein polyubiquitination; positive regulation of proteasomal ubiquitin-dependent protein catabolic process; ubiquitin-dependent protein catabolic process. Lineage: Eukaryota; Viridiplantae; Streptophyta; Magnoliopsida; Fabales; Fabaceae. Gene Ontology annotation, molecular function: zinc ion binding; ubiquitin conjugating enzyme binding; ubiquitin protein ligase activity. The coding region runs from base 1 to 777 and encodes 258 amino acids. Gene Ontology annotation, cellular component: ubiquitin ligase complex; cytoplasm. The transcript has a single exon. The record is from RefSeq and is a predicted model, not a curated record.